Molecule: messenger RNA, 1212 nt
Organism: Pristis pectinata (smalltooth sawfish)
Lineage: Eukaryota; Metazoa; Chordata; Chondrichthyes; Rhinopristiformes; Pristidae
Gene: kcnk18
Product: potassium channel, subfamily K, member 18
Exons: 3
Coding region: 1-1212 (403 amino acids)
Biological process (GO): stabilization of membrane potential; potassium ion transmembrane transport
Cellular component (GO): membrane
Molecular function (GO): potassium ion leak channel activity
Source: RefSeq, a predicted model, not a curated record
AUGUCUGCUCAGCAGCAAACGCCUGCGAAGAAAUGCAGCCUACGGGGUCUCAGAGUUCCACAUACCGCUUUCCCUCAUUUGUUCCUGGUCUUCCUCCUGUUAAUGUACGCUGUUUUCGGAGCAAUUUUGUUUGAGCAGCUGGAAAGCACCAACGAGUCAGCAGAGAACUACGACGCUUUUUUGAAUAAGCUGUGGGAAAUUGUGAACGAAACUGACAGAACAGAAGGGAUUGAAUCUAAGAGACAGUACUUUAAAGAUGAAGUAAGAAAGCAAUUGAAAUAUUUUCGAAGUUAUUGGUCCGAUCUUAAAGAAAACAAAACCCAAUGGAACUUUCUUGGUUCUCUGUUUUUCUGCUGCACCGUGUUCACAACCGUCGGUUAUGGUCAUAUCUUUCCCUUAACAAUUGGAGGAAAAAUUGCCUGCAUGUUCUAUGCAACCUUUGGCAUCCCUGUUAUGCUCUUGGUCAUCACAGAUGUUGGAGACAUGCUGGCAGCUUUGCUUUCCAAAGUUUACAACAAGAUAAGAAAAUGGAUACCGAAGAACAUUUCUCCGCCGCCCUCAGCAGCACCGUCAAGGUGGUCUUCAUUAAAACAGAGCUUCACUAGAUCAGAAACUAAAUCUGAAACAAGAUCAAUCUUCUUUAAAAAUGGCUCACAUGUCAUCAUAACACCACUGAGCAUAAAAGGUGUAUUGAACACUCAGUCCUCUGUUAAAAGAAAAACUGAAAGGCUGAGAAAUGCUAAAAUAUUUGAAAAGUUAAUUGUUCAAGAACAUUUGAAUCAGAAACCUUUCCUGAUUAGCAGAAGAGACCGAAGUAAAUCAUGCCCCCAGCUGGAUAUAAAGCCAGUUGAAGAUGACAAUUUUUUUCCAUGCCUGGGACAGGAACUUGAAAAAUUCGAUGUACCAAUCAUUAUCAUCAUAGGUGUUGUUAUUUUAUACCUUCUUUUGGGUGCGGGUGUGCUUUCAAUUUGGGAAAAUUGGAGCUAUCUUGAUUCCUUUUAUUUCUAUUUUAUUACUAUUACUACUAUUGGCUUUGGAGACUUUGUCCCUGACCACCCUAAUUUUCUAAUGAUAACGUCGCUUUUGAUUAUUACUGGAAUGGCAAUCAUGUCUAUGGCUUUUAAAUUAACUCAGAACAGGAUAGCUUUUUGUUACAGACAAGUGGGCAUGUGGAUUCGUGGUGGCAAACAGAAUAAAUUUAGAGUGAUUUGA